AGAAGGCGUGUCGUGGGGGGGGGUGUAAGUUGUACAAACACAAAGCCAAACCGGGAGUAAUGACCGUGUACUUAGUCUCGCAAAUAUAGUGAGAGGGAUGUCCCCGGAGGUCGAGCCCCUCGCUCCCCCGGUCGGGUUGAGCUCCGCCGGGGAGGAUCUGACUUUGAGUCGCGGUGAUCUUGACAGCAACCAUGAGGCAGCGAGGACUGCGAGCCGGCGUCUCCAGGCGGAAGCAGAGCCCCAGACCAGCUGUUCUGAUGGAAAGACUUCCUUCCUGAAACUACUGAUUGAAGCAGAAGCAGCUGCUAAUUCUGCAGCAGUACAGCUGGUUUCCUUCAGACACGCAGAGGAAGACGGAUUUGUGGGUCCAGAAUCUUCCACCAGGCGCCGAAUGGCGAGACAGAGAGGACUUCUGCUGGAGAAGCUGGAAGAUUUCAGACAAAUGAACAAGUCGCUGCGACAAAAGCUGAAGCGUCUGCAAGCCACUGAGGCUCACAGAAUUGAUGCAGAACAGCAGAUGGACAAUUUGACGAAGAAGAUGACUCAGGCUGAAAGUGACAAUGAGCGCUUGAAGAAAGAUCUGAGCGAGAUGGAGAAGAGGGUGGAGGAACUGAUGAGUCUGCGGAGGGAGAAGCAGGAGGAAAUAAAAAGUGUGGUCCAGGUCACAAAGUCUGCAGAUGCAGCUCAAGCUCACCUGCAGGCGCAGCUGCGCGCCAAGGAAGCCGAAAACCGCCGUCUGACCUCGCAGCUGCAGAUUUUGGAGAGAACCGUAGUAGAACAGAAGCUGUUGAUAAAUGACCUGAGAGCUUCCAUCAACUCGCUCGGUGAGAAAGCAUCAAAGGACAGAGAAUAUCUCAAGAAGGCGACACGAGCCCAGAAACGGAGAGCUGAGAGGUUCGAAGCAGCCGUCGAGAAAUGCUACGCACAACUCAAGGAAAAGGAGGAGCAGCUGGCCAAAGCUCGGACGGAGAGAGACUCCAGGCGACAGCAGAAGGAGAAGACGACCAAUGAGAAAGACAAGCUGCUAGCUCACGUCGACUUGCUGAAAAGUGAAAUUGCAGACCUGACAGUGAGGUUACAGAAAGCAAAAAACGACCAAAACGCCGCCAAUGAAACCGCGAAGCGAAAAGCCGACAAAGUCACGGCCGACAACAACGACCUCCUCGCCAGUAAUGCCGCACUCAAGGCAUGUGUGGCUCGGCUGGAGCAGCAGCUCGCUGAUUGUGAAGCUGCCCUAGUGGAGGAAAAGGCCGUCUGUCAAGAGAAGAAGCUGGAGGCUGAGCAGUGCCAGCAUCAGGCUGCAGAACUUCAAGCUGAACUUGAAAAUCUCCGAUUGCGAUAUGCAAAUCUUUUAAGGGAGACCCACAAAACAAAGCAUGGAACAGAGGCAGAAGUUGAAAAGGUGAGGCAGGAGCUGCAGGGCCGUGUGGAGGAGCUGAAGGCUUUCCCUGAACUGCUGGCUUCGUCCGAGCAGAGUCUCCUGGAGUGUCAGGAGAGCCUGCUGCACCUGGAGAAGAACUGCUCUGACAAGUCCCAGUUCGUUCAGAAACUUCACGUGAAGAUGGAGAGUCAAGCGAAGCAGCUGAGGUCGUCUGCAGAGAUGACAGAGUCCGUUCUUCUCACCAAUUCCCACCUGCAAGAGAAAGGACAGGCUUUGCAGAAACAGAUGGACAGACUCCAGCAAGAGAACCUGGAGCUGGUACGAAGGCUGGCGUAUCAGGAAGAAGCUCUGAGUUACAGCAAAGGCCAGCUGGACCAACGCUCGUCAGAGUGUCAGACUUUGAACCGGCAGCUGGAGGCGGCUCUGUCAGACGUGAGGCAGCAGGUGAACGCGGUAAAAACUCUGGCUGCUUCUCGAGAGGAGGCCCUUCAGACUAAAAUCCUGGAACUGGAAGCGGAGAAGAGCAGAAGGGACAACGAGCUGAGGCUUCUUCAUCAGAGCAAGCUAGCUUCAGAGAGACAGUUUCAGGUGCGUCUGAAGGACCUGCAGCUCAGCCUGGACCAAUCAGAGAGCCACAAACGCAGCAUCCAGAACUACGUGGACUUCCUGAAGAACUCCUACAAGACCAUGUUUGAUGAAGGGCUGCAGGCAACCACUUUUGGAUCCCUGCACUUUUUAGACUGAUAAAGGUUUGCAUUUUUGAAUCCCAGACACAUUUUAUGCCCUAUAUGAUAUGAAAUCAGAAGCCAGGUUUAACCUGUGGGGAUGUCAUCUUUGGACAUAAACUGCUGUCAUAGAAAAUUUGAUUUCUGUUUUAUUAAAACGUUUUAUUGCCGAUAAAUGUUUGCAGUUUUGGCAAACUUGGUGCUAUUGUUGUUUUUUUUCUUGAGCCAUUUGCACAAAUGUAAACCUUUACCAAGAACAGAUUUCUAAUUUAUUAUUAUUUUCUUUUUCUAAAAAUUAGUAAAAAUAAUUUAGAAUUCUGUGACAUGUCUUAUUAUUACUGAACGGAUCGUUUUUUUUUGUUUUUUUUUAUGUUUAGGAUGUUGUUUUUUUUUAUGGGUAAAAGGUAAACUUGUUUUGUCAAACUUUACACACAUUUUCAAUCAUUUCCUCGAUAAGGUGUAAACUCUUUUACUGGGAAGUACUAACUCUGAUUUAAACGUAAAUGUGAAGUCGACAGAAAUGACAUUUGUUCAACGGAACCAAAAAAGCACGUAGAGAUGAUCCUGCAAAGGUUCAAACAGGAAUAAAACUGGAAUUAUGGAUUCCUGAAGGGACUGAUGAACGCAAAUGUUCAUCAAACAGGAUGGAUUUACAUCAAUAUGUGAUGCAGGACUACAGCACCUAUUCUAUCAGACAAUGCUUAAUGUAAAACAUUUACAGUUUACCUGCAGAAAACACUGAUAAACCUUAAACAUUUCACAUUUGAAAAAACUACUCAUCAUUUUCUAGUUAAAGUACUUUAAGAUUUAAAAAAAAAAAGUUCAAUCUGAAUUGUUUUUCUCUCCUGGCUCCAGCUCAGAGGCCUCACAAGAAUAAAAGCCAUGAAUAACCACGCAUCAGCUUUUUGAGUCUUUGUGUUUUAGAGGAUUGUCUGACUUUUGACCAGCGGCGCGUUUUGAACAUUCCAGUCGUAAACUCUGUCGUCGUGAUCAUACAGGAGGUUCAGCGUGUGCCAGAUGCUUGGGCGUCUUCUCAUUCUCAGCUGGAUUGAUGGAAAGUUAAACGUUUAGUUGAUAUUCAGUCCUUCAGGCUGCAAUCAAAUGUUUGUAAAGAACCUCUGUUGUUCAAAUGUAUUCAUGCUGGUAAAGUUGAGGAGUUUUUCUGUGUCUUGUGUUUUUUGAAAUAAACGCAGAGCAGCACUGCAGUGAUUUUUCUUGUUUUGUAUUUUUGCUGCAUUCUUCAGAGCGUGAAAUGAUAUUAUGCUUUAAUGUGUGUCAGAACCCCAUUUUUACCUUCCUCUCAGGUUCUGUUGACCACUAAGGAAGCUUGAAUGUAUUGACAAUGUGGAGUUUAUUGUAAUAUAGUUAGAAGCUUUAAAAGAAAAAAAUAAUUUUUCUUAGUUCUUUUAAUAAAUUCAACAUUUUUGCACCAGAA
Messenger RNA from Oryzias latipes (Japanese medaka), 3541 nucleotides. Its product is annotated as outer dense fiber protein 2. The record is from RefSeq and is a predicted model, not a curated record. NCBI's taxonomy places the organism in Eukaryota, Metazoa, Chordata, Actinopteri, Beloniformes, Adrianichthyidae. Gene Ontology annotation, biological process: negative regulation of cilium assembly. Gene Ontology annotation, cellular component: ciliary basal body; centrosome.